CGAGGCGCCAACGCUUAGGGCUUCCGCGAGCGGAGGAAAUGGCGGGGCGGCUGGGGCCCUCGAGCGAGGAGCGGUUGGCAGCCACAGGCGCGGCUGAGAAGGCAGGAGGGCAGGCCAAGUCCUCACAGAAAAUUGAAGACUUGAUGGAAAUGGUGAAGAAAUUGCAGAAAGCGGGAAGCCUAGAGCCCAGGGUUGAGGUCCUGAUUAAUCGGAUUAAUGAGGUUCAGCAAGCAAAAAAGAAAGCCAGUGAAGAGCUGGGAGAGGCCCGAACUGUUUGGGAGGCCCUGCAGAAGGAAAUGGACUCACUGAGUGGAGAGGAAGUAUGCCUGAAAGAAAUCUUGAACAAAAAGCAAGAGACUCUAAGGAUCCUCCGGCUCCACUGCCGAGAGAAGGAGAGUGAAGCACAGAGGAAGCAGACCAUCCUGCAGGAGUGCAAGAUGCGAAUUUCUGCUCUGAACUCCCAGAUCGAGGAAGAGAAGAAUAAACAGAGGCAACUGAGGUUGGAUUUUGAGGAACAGCUGGAGGAUCUGAUGGGCCAGCACAAGGAUCUCUGGGAGUUCCACAGGCCAGAGAAGAUGGCCCAGGAGAUUGAUGCCCUGGACAGCAGCAAGGAGCAAUUGCUCAAGGAAGAGAAACUCAUGGAGGCAAAGCUGGAGGAUGUGAAGCAUCGUCUGUGUUCCCAGUUUGGGGCUGAUGGUUGCUCAACCAUUACUGAGGGGCUCUUUCUCCGCAGCCAGGAGGCAGCAGCUGCAGUACAUCUGUUUGAAGAGGAGAACAGGAAGGCCCAGGAACUUCUGGAGACUGCUGCCCAGCACCAUGAGCAGCUACAGCAAAAGUGCCAGCAGCUGCAGCAAAAGAGGCAGAGGCUUAAGGAAGAGCUGGAAAAGCUUGGGGUGCAGAUACCUACUCAAGCCCAAAACAAACAAGAGGAAGGGGCUGGCCCAGGAGAACUUGCCAAUCUCAAGCUCCUAGGAGUCAGCGAAGAGAAAGACCCAGAGCUACCCACCAAGCAAGGCCGUAUGCCCUUCUAGGCAAGGACUCUCCUUGAACAUAUUCCAUGAACUUCAGGAAAUAAAGGCAUUAUUUCAGUA
Suricata suricatta (meerkat) is the source of this 1091-nucleotide messenger RNA. It is a transcript of the gene SYCE1, whose product is annotated as synaptonemal complex central element protein 1. The transcript is spliced from 13 exons. Bases 39 to 1031 code for a protein of 330 amino acids. Gene Ontology annotation, cellular component: synaptonemal complex. The record is from RefSeq and is a predicted model, not a curated record. Gene Ontology annotation, biological process: synaptonemal complex assembly. Lineage: Eukaryota; Metazoa; Chordata; Mammalia; Carnivora; Herpestidae.